Molecule: messenger RNA, 4622 nt
Organism: Columba livia (rock pigeon)
Lineage: Eukaryota; Metazoa; Chordata; Aves; Columbiformes; Columbidae
Gene: SLC45A2
Product: solute carrier family 45 member 2
Exons: 7
Coding region: 111-1748 (545 amino acids)
Cellular component (GO): membrane
Molecular function (GO): sucrose:proton symporter activity
Source: RefSeq, a predicted model, not a curated record
CCCAGCACAGACCGAUCCCACCCGGCAUAUGAUCUGGGCUCCAUGUCAGCCGGGGCAGGCAGCACCGACUCGCCAGAGCGCCAGAGCUGCACCAGAGCGAAGCCAGAGCGAUGACCUUAUCGAAAGAGAGUUUCAACGGGGCUUUUCCACCCCCUUCUGAGGUGUCCAAGGCCGAUAUGGACAGCAGCAGGGAGGAGGAGGCUGUGCCGCAAUCUGUGACCAGGACCGGAGCAGUGGUGCCAAAGCAGCGGGCGAUGGGAAGGCUGGUCAUGCACAGCAUGGCCAUGUUCGGCCGGGAGUUCUGCUAUGCCGUGGAGGCCGCCUUUGUCACGCCGGUGCUGCUCAGUGUAGGGCUGCCCAAGAACCUCUACAGCCUGGUGUGGCUCAUCAGCCCCAUCCUGGGCUUCAUGCUGCAGCCUGUGGUAGGUUCAGCCAGCGAUCACUGCACCUGUAGCUGGGGCAGGAGGAGACCUUACAUUUUGGGUCUGGGCCUCAUAAUGCUGUUAGGCAUGGCUUUGUACCUCAAUGGGGACGUGAUGAUCUCAGCUUUCAUCGAUGAGAGAAGCAAGCAGCGGACGUGGGCAAUAGUCAUUACCAUGCUGGGAGUAGUGCUUUUUGAUUUUGCAGCUGAUUUUAUUGAUGGCCCCAUCAAAGCAUAUUUAUUUGAUGUCUGCUCUCAUCAGGAUAAAGAGAAGGGUCUGCAUUACCACGCCCUCCUUACAGGUUUGGGAGGAGCCCUGGGUUACCUGACAGGUGCUGUGGAUUGGGGUCACACUGUGCUAGGAUUUUCCUUGGCAUCGGAAUUCCAGGUGAUUUUCUUAUUCGCAGCCUUGGUUCUCCUAAUCUGCCUUACUGUGCACCUGUACAGUAUUCCUGAAGUCCCACUCAGAUAUGAAAAUGAAGAGACAAAGUUGCUGUUGGAAGUGACUGGAUCCUAUAAAUAUAGCUCCAUAGAGGAGGAACUCAAGAAAAGUGACUUCAAAUCAACAUGUACUGGUAUAAUGGCUGGAACUGAAUCAGAGAAAUGUGCUGUUCCAUCACGUACAGAGGAUCAGAGGCGGAUGACCCUUAAAUCACUCCUGAAGACACUUCUAAAUAUGCCAUCCCACUAUCGCCAUCUGUGUGUGAGUCACCUCUUUGGAUGGAUGGCUUUCCUGUCCAACAUGCUUUUCUUCACAGAUUUCAUGGGACAGGUUGUAUACCAGGGUAGUCCUUAUGCACCUCAUAACUCCACGCUUUACCUUACCUACAAAGCAGGAGUAGAGAUGGGAUGCUGGGGGCUGUGCAUCAAUGCAAUUGCUUCAUCAGUCUAUUCUUACCUGCAGAAGAUCCUUCUGCCAUACAUAGGAUUAAAGGGACUUUAUUUCAUUGGAUACCUACUUUUUGGAUUGGGUACUGGAUUGAUUGGCUUGUUUCCCCACGUCCAUUCCACUCUGGCUUUGUGUUCCCUGUUCGGUGUCAUGUCCAGCACACUGUACACGGUGCCUUUCCAACUCAUUGCAGAGUAUCACAGGGAAGAAGAGAGCCUCAAGCUGCAGGCCGGGGUAGAAGCUGGAGAUCAUGAGCGAGGGAAGGGCAUCGACUGCGCCGCUCUCACCUGCAUGGUCCAGCUGGCCCAGAUCAUUCUUGGUGUGGGCCUGGGGUUCUUGGUUAGUAUCGCUGGCAGCACAGUCACUGUGAUUUCGGCAUCUACGGUGUCACUGAUUGGCUGCUGCUUUGUUGCUUUUCGUGUUCGAUAUGUGCAGUAGGACUGUGUGAAGCAAUUGGAAGACAUCUCCCCAGGGGAGCAUUUUCUUUUUGUGUCAGUGGCACUGGCGCUGUUGCCAUGCUAGUACUGCUGGCACGUCCUACUCUCUUCCUUCCUCGGAGUGGUUGCAAUUCCAGAGCUUUAUGAAAUGGAGACUUGAUAAAACUGGUAACCUAAUGCCUGAGUUAGGAAGCUUUUGUAUUUUGCCUGCUUUAUUACUUCAUUCCUGCUGAUGUGCUAUUACACAUAACGGUGUGUACGCCCAUGGUAUCUUGAUGCCCUACAUGAGGAGUCAUUACAAAACUCUUCAUUACCUAUUUGUGGAAGUUAGUAGAUAAGUAUGUGAUAAAUUGAAGAAGUAAUAAAAAUGGACAGGCUUAGGAAGACAGUUGUUAUUUAUCCUGGGUUUUUUCAGGUAUCUUAAUUUUGGGGAUAUUGCUUCUGGCAGUCAAAAGCUGCAGGAGUGCCAAACAGGUCUAAGAGGCCAUGCAGGGUGUAACUGUGUUAUGAUUAGUAGUACUGUUUCAUGGAAUCAGUUUAUUCCCAGCUACUGUCAAAAGCAGAUUUGGGUGUGAAAGAUGACUGAAAUGUAAAAAGAUUGAAGACUAUUGUUUAAAGCAUAAUAGUUAAGUAAUUAUUUUAUACUCGAUCCUGCUGCUUCUGUAUAAAUGGAAGUAUUAUACUGACUGAGCUUGUCACAAAAGUCUGCCUAACUCUGCUCUGCAAAUCCAUGUGUAGGCACCUAAACAAUCCAUCUAUGGGAAACAGCUGCCAUUUCUUCCUUCUUAAGAAGCUCACCUCUUGACUUUGAUACUGUAAUUGAAAAAAAAACUUGGCCAAAAGAAGAAUUUUAUGAACGCUUGUCAUCCACUUAAAUCUUGAUAUCAGAUAUGACAGUAUUUAGCUUAUAGUGGCAUCUCUGUUUUCUCUGUUUUCCUUCAUGCAUCUAGCUUUGAGUGGAAUGGUAUUUGCUCUUUUACAGAAUAUUGUAAAUAAAUUCAGCUCUGCAAUCAGGAAUUAUUUCACAGUAAAUACUAAAGUGCAGUUGCAUGUGAAGCUUCAUUCUUAUUUUUAUAAUAUUGCCAGAGUUUUGAAAAUCCUGUGUCUGUGAAAGUGAUAAACUGUAUUUAUGCUGUGCUCCCUCUGUCUUGAAAACUGUCAUAUCCAUUUGCUGUUAUAUGCUGAGCCACAUGAAGCCAUCUGCCAAUACAAUAUUGUUAAUGAACAGUGACAUAGAGAGACCAUUACCAGGUAUGGUGUUUUGUUUUGUUUUGUUUUUUAAAUGUUGCACAUAUAUUAUUAACACUGUUCAGUCAAAUGCACUGAUGAGCUCUUAGAAGUUCUGCAUGAUACAAACUGACACCAUCACAAAUAAACACUUAGAUCUGAGCAUAAGGUGCCUCUGUUGAGAUGCACUAACUUCAUCCUUUUUGUAUGUUUUCAAGAGUAGAGCGAGUCUUUUAUUCUCAGGAAAAACAAUUUUCCCUUAGACACACUCUUAUUAAUUAUAACAAGCCCAUGACAGCCUCAGCUACCUUUUCUUGUUGGUGACUGUGUCUCCAAUGAAGGCCCAAAUCAGGGCUCAGUGCCUGGCAAACCUUGAACUUUUUCACAGCUUCUUCAUUCUGCUGUAUGAAAGAGCCACUUUUUAUGGUUUCUUCCAUUUUUGUAGCUCUUCAUGAAUCCAUCUCAUUUCACACUCAUGGAAGAGAAAAGCUGAGCCCUUGAACUGUGAUUGAAAACCUCAUAGAUGCUCAUGGCUGGAGCACAAGGGUCUCAACCAGGACAAACAGGAGAAGGCCAGAGAAUGAAGAGCAGUUGUCUUCUCAGUUCACUUUAUGCCAUCAUUAACUAAUUAACUUCCAUUAACUCCAUAUCUCCUGGGAGGAGGAAUCUUUAAGGGAAGAGUGAGGCUUCUGUGGAGCCAUAACAAUUGAGAUAAGAAGAGGUGAUCUGGUCUUAUAGAACUGCAGGAUUUGAAGCACAAUGUAAACCCGUGCUCCAGGAGCUGAAGACAUAAAGUUCCCAUCUCAGUGUGAAGCUGGGAAAGGAACUUCACAAGACCUGCGUUUUUGACAAUAUUUUCUCUGAGGUCAAAUGCCGUCAGAACAUUAAAAUUUGAAUGGGCAGUGCUAUCUCUGCUCUGUUACACAAAGAGAAAGCUGGCAUUGAUUCAGGCCCACAGAGCGACUGUGGAUCUGUAGCAAAAUAAGAAUUGUGACCUGCAGAGAGAACAGAAAUGUGACCAUCACAUAUAUCAAUGUUUUUAUUUACGAAAUUUUACAGAGAAAAGUGUUUCGAGUUCUCACAUUAUCAUCUUUCUUAUGAUCUUUCCUUUUAUAAUUUUCUGCAUGCUACAGAACACAGAACAUGAAAUCUUACUAUAAAAACAUCCCAUAUUUGUUUCUAAGACUAAAUAGUAUCUCUCUUAAUGAGUCUUCAUCAAAAAUAGAAUAGCAAGCAGACAAAAAACUACAUACAACUUGAAAUACAGUGUUUAAACCAGAAAAAUUGUGAUGGUGAUCUCUCUGAAGUAGAAAAAAUAUUUCUAGUGUUACUGAAAACAAUCUAAAAUGUUACUGAUUCAUGAGAAGGGAUAAGGUAAGUAUUUCAGCAAUGCAAAUGCUAAAAUGUUAAAAAUGUUAAAGGCACUGAAAAACUGUACUGUGGUGUUACUAAUUUAAGAAGUUAUACCUUUCCUGAUAUUUUACAUAGUUCAGGACUUGAAUUAUCAAUACGAUUAUCUAUUGCACUUAUUAUCGGCUUUUAUUGCAGUGAUGUGAGUUUCAAAGUUAGAAGUAUCCUGACUGUGAUCUUUCUCAUCUGGUUUUGUUUCCAGACAUGAAAUCAAAUAAAUAAAGACCUUUGUAUUGUG